Molecule: messenger RNA, 165 nt
Organism: Racocetra persica
Lineage: Eukaryota; Fungi; Glomeromycota; Glomeromycetes; Diversisporales; Gigasporaceae
Source: the annotation of a GenBank genome assembly
CGCGAAAACUCUUUACGCAAACAUAAUUUUAUUCCAUUGAUAUACAAUAUUAUUCGAGUCCUGGCAGAGCGUGGAGAAUUGGAUGCACGUAUAGAGCAUGCGAGAAAAGAGGUGGCCAAAAGGAGAAAGGAACGUGCAGAGAAAAAGAAAAAUGCUGAUGCUUAG